AUCACGGAGCAGGUGGCGAAGAUGCUGAAGAUGAAGGCCUCCGGGGCCCCUGACGAGGGGAAGCAGAAGUUUGUGCUGAAGACCCCGAAGGGCACGAGGGACUACAGUCCCAAGCAAAUGGCCAUCCGGGAGAAGGUCUUCCGCACCAUCAUCGAUUGCUUCAAGCGCCAUGGGGCCGAGACGAUCGAGACACCGGUGUUUGAGCUGAAGGAAACUUUGACAGGAAAGUAUGGAGAAGACUCGAAACUCAUCUAUGACCUGAAGGACCAGGGGGGAGAGCUGCUGUCUCUUCGCUACGACUUGACUGUGCCCUUUGCCCGCUACCUGGCAAUGAACAAGAUCACCAACAUCAAGCGUUACCACAUCGCCAAAGUCUACAGGCGGGACAACCCAGCGAUGACCAGGGGCCGCUACAGAGAGUUCUACCAGUGUGACUUCGACAUCGCCGGCCAGUACGAUGCCAUGAUCCCCGACGCGGAGUGCCUGAAGAUUGUUCAUGAGAUCCUGAGUGCUCUCCAGAUUGGGGACUUCCUCAUCAAGGUUAACGACCGGCGUAUCCUGGAUGGGAUGUUUGCAGUUUGUGGUGUUCCAGAUAACAAAUUCCGGACAAUUUGCUCCACUGUGGAUAAGCUGGACAAGAUGGCCUGGGAGGACGUGAAGGGCGAGAUGGUGGGCGAGAAGGGGCUCUCCCCGGAGGCUGCGGACCGCAUCGGGGGCUACGUGAGGCUCCACGGUGGGCUGAAUCUGAUCGAAGAGUUGCUCCAGGAUCCCGAGCUGUCCCAGAACAAGCUGGCCAGGGAGGGGCUUGGGGAAAUGAAGCAGCUCUUUGAGUACCUGGCCAUUUUUGGCAUUUCCGAUCAGAUUUCCUUCGACCUGAGCCUGGCUCGUGGCCUGGACUAUUACACGGGGGCAAUAUACGAGGCGGUCCUUCUCGAGCGGCCGAAGGAGCACGCAGAGGAAGCUGCCGGGGUGGGCAGCGUGGCCGGAGGGGGCCGCUAUGACGGCCUGGUGGGGAUGUUUGAUCCCAAAGGGCGGAAGGUGCCCUGCGUGGGAGUCAGCAUCGGCAUUGAACGGAUCUUCUCCAUCAUGGAACAAAAGGUGGAGGCUUCCGAGGAGAAGAUCCGGACGACGGAGACCCAGGUCCUUGUGGCCUCUGCCCAGAAGAAACUCCUGGAAGAGAGGCUGAAGCUUGUGUCUGAGCUGUGGGACGCGGAGAUCAAGGCCGAGGUCCUCUAUAAGAAGAACCCCAAGCUGCUGAACCAGUUGCAGUACUGCGAGGAAGCAGGGAUCCCGCUCGUUGCCAUCCUGGGGGAGCGGGAGCUGAAGGACGGAGUGGUGAAGCUGAGGGAUGUCGCUGCGCGGGAGGAGGUGGAUGUUUGCAGAGGAGAACUGGUUGAUGAAAUCAAGAGACGAACAUGUCCUCCUUAGGGAAAUUUACCAGAUUAUCAUGGGAAGAUUUGCAGAUUUCGCUAUAAAAAUGCCCUGCCCGUUUUGUUCAUAAAACUCCCUUCAGUGGGAGGAGGUUGUCCUGCAGCUGUACUCGUUGCGCUAUGAAGUUCCUCUUCGCCAGGCUUGAACCACACUGGAAAAUAAUCUUUCAAAAAGUCAGUUGCUCUCCCAAAAGAAUUUUGAAGCACCAUGUGGAGAGAUUUCUAGAGGACACGGUCUGGUGUGAGAAUGUUCCAGUGAUGACGCUGUUACUAUCUGCAGUGGCCAAGGCUGGGCACCCGCUUCUGGCUUUCGAGCCCUUGCACUCUGUUCCGACUGAUUAUUACCAUUUUGAAAACAGCAUUUGCCAAUUAAACGUACUCCAGCCCCGUG
This is a messenger RNA of Varanus komodoensis (Komodo dragon), 1821 nucleotides long. It is a transcript of the gene HARS1, whose product is annotated as histidyl-tRNA synthetase 1. The coding region runs from base 22 to 1428 and encodes 468 amino acids. The transcript has 12 exons. Gene Ontology annotation, biological process: histidyl-tRNA aminoacylation; mitochondrial translation. Gene Ontology annotation, molecular function: identical protein binding; histidine-tRNA ligase activity; ATP binding. The record is from RefSeq and is a predicted model, not a curated record. NCBI's taxonomy places the organism in Eukaryota, Metazoa, Chordata, Lepidosauria, Squamata, Varanidae. Gene Ontology annotation, cellular component: cytoplasm; mitochondrion.